Messenger RNA from Camellia sinensis, 915 nucleotides. RefSeq lists its product as uncharacterized. NCBI's taxonomy places the organism in Eukaryota, Viridiplantae, Streptophyta, Magnoliopsida, Ericales, Theaceae. The record is from RefSeq and is a predicted model, not a curated record.
ACCGACAAACGACGUUUGGAGGAAUCGGAUGUGAUUGUACCUUUUGUUAUUCAACCGAAGAUAAAAAAACACGCUGAUCCCCUCCGAUGCUUCGGUAAUUAAAGAUCCAGUGGUCGCACUAAGCAUGGCUACGUCCGUUUCAUUGCCUGCUGACAAGGUGGCUUUUCGGGCGAAGCCGGAUCUGGUUGCAAUAGUGUUGGCCGCGCAUUCGGCUCUUUUGACCGUCGGAAGGAUAGCCGAGAUGGGCCGUCGCCAUCAUGACGCCGUCGAACAGCUUGGCCGUUUACAAAUGGAAGUUGAGGGACAAAGGAGUAGGGCCGAGUUCGAGGCUUUAAGGGUGAAGAUGAAAAGCGCGCGGGCCGAGGCCGAGAUGGAGAGAGCCCGUAUCGCUGAUCAACUGAGAUCGGCCGCCGAGAAGAGGGCGGACGCGAGCGACGACGCGCUUAAAUUGGCCAAGGAGGCGAUCUCCAAACUAGAGGCUGAGUUGGAAGAAAUAAAGAAGGGGAAGGAAGCAACCGACCUGGAGGCUUCCACGGCAUUCGAGGUCAGGAAAAGUGCUGCAUUCGCCGAAUACGUAGACAAAGUCCCCAAAUUUGAAAAUCGGGAAUUCAAACACGGCUGGCUCAAAGCCCUUGUUGCUACUGAUGUGACAUUGGCUAUGCCGAUUCCAUACGAGCAAGUGGAUGUUGAGCCGCUGGAGUCUGACUCUGAGGACUAAUUUAGGCGACUGUUGUUUUUGUUUUAGGAUUUCGAAUGUACUUUCACACCUUUUCGUUUUCAUGUGUUGCUACAAUCAUAGUUUUUUACUAGGCAUUUUCGUAUGAACUUGUAGCUUUUUGUUUAGUAAAUUUUGUAUGUAAAAUGGCUACAAUUGGUGCCCAAUUUACUAAUGAAAAUUUCCUUUUUCCCUUGCUA